This is a messenger RNA of Puccinia triticina, 1236 nucleotides long. RefSeq lists its product as uncharacterized. The transcript is spliced from 3 exons. Bases 1 to 1236 code for a protein of 411 amino acids. Gene Ontology annotation, biological process: chitin catabolic process; carbohydrate metabolic process. NCBI's taxonomy places the organism in Eukaryota, Fungi, Basidiomycota, Pucciniomycetes, Pucciniales, Pucciniaceae. The record is from RefSeq and is a predicted model, not a curated record. Gene Ontology annotation, molecular function: chitin binding; chitinase activity. Gene Ontology annotation, cellular component: extracellular region.
AUGCUUGCCAUAACUGCCCUGUUUGUGGCCCUGAACCUCCUCUCAGACACUGACGCCUUGGUUGUCCGUGCCGAACCAAAGCCCACUAUUUCAGUUUACUACCCCGGGUACCACUCCACUUUGUUGCCCCCUGACAGCAUCCCAUGGGAUCUAUAUACCCACCUUGAUUACUUCGUUGCCACCACUGGCAGCGAAGCCAGCGAGGACUUGAAGAUCGAAAAUGAAGAAAACCUCAAGGCUGUCGUUGCUGGCGCCAAGUCACAUGGAGUUUCUGUUUCCCUGACUGUCGGUGGCUGGACUGGAAGUAAGUACUUCAGCAAAUUGGUCGCUGACGAAGACAGUCGAAAAACGUUCGCGCAAACCUUCUUGCGCGCAGUCAACAAGUACGACUUUGACGGAAUUGACAUCGAUUGGGAGUACCCCGGCGUCCCAGGAAAUGACGGCAACAUCAUAUCUAAGGAUGACUCGGCGAACUACUUGAAGUUCCUGCAGACACUUCGCCAAGUUUUGGGUCCCAAGGCCCGGAUUUCUGCGGCGGUCGCUGUACAUGGUUUUAUGGGUUCGGACGGCAAUUAUUUGACCGACCACAAAGCCUUUGCUGAGGUUCUUGAUUUCAUCACCAUCAUGGCCUAUGACCUCUACAGCCCCUCUGGCGAACUCGCGGGUCCAAAUGCCCCAAUGUAUGACACCUGUAAUGACCCCACCGUGAAAUUCUCGGUUGAUCAAGGGAUUAAGACAUGGACCUCCUCGGGAUUUCCUGCCUCUCAGAUCCUGUUAGGACUGCCAGCCUACGGGUAUAAGUACACCAUGCCAAAUUCUGAAUUAACACCCACUAACUUCUCAGGCCAAAGCAACGCCACUAGUUUAUUUUUCUCCAAGUUUGACAAGUCUGCUGCUCCUGCUGCCCCCGAGAGUCAAUCAGCUGGACCCACCACCUGCGGUGGUGAAGAAGACGGUCACACAUGGCUCUUUAAAGACCUUGUCAAUUGCGGCAUGGUCACGUCUGACGGAAGUCAAGGCCUCAAAGGCUUUACUCGUUACUACGAUCAUUGUUCAAGGACUCCUUUCCUCUUCGACCCAUCGAGUAAGACUUUCAUUUCUUACGAUGACGCGAGGUCCCUAGCCCGCAAGACGCGCUUCGCCAAGUCCAACGGAUUGGCCGGAGUCAAUGUCUUUGACGCUACAGGAGAUACCCAAGCCCGAGUCCUUCUCAAGGCUAUCAAAUCCUCCUUCUAA